Messenger RNA from Labrus bergylta (ballan wrasse), 794 nucleotides. RefSeq lists its product as uncharacterized. Lineage: Eukaryota; Metazoa; Chordata; Actinopteri; Labriformes; Labridae. The record is from RefSeq and is a predicted model, not a curated record.
UGCUUACCGGUGCGCACAUUUUACCGUCAGGUUUGUUUUGAUAGAUCACAGACUUUGUGUGGGAAAAGGCGUACGUUAUAAAUGAGACCCCAGAGCACGACUCCUUCAGAAAAAGUUCCCUCAGCUUCCCCGCCUCAAUGGCAGAGUGUAGUAAAUGUCUCUUCCCCUCCUAAAGACAAAGCAGAUGAAAACAGGUCUUCUGAACCUGAGGCCAAUCAAAGCCCAAACCAGGAAUGUUUUCUUGUCACCGAGCAGACGGAGAGAAGCCCCCGCUCCCGUGAGCAGGAGAAACCUCUGCCCUCAAACUCUGCAGAAGAGGAGAAAACGCUGUGUCAGCUGAUUCCUCAACAUGGAGCAGACGUGGAGGUAGAAGAGAGAGCAUGUGUGAACGCUGAAGAGAGCAAGCGGAGAAACCAGCAGCUGUGUGUCCCUGAGGUCGAGCACACCACGGCUGCUGUGUCUCCGUCAAAGGGACAUCUAGUGGACUGUGGCGUCCAGUGUUCUGAACUGACAGACAGGAAGUGUCCGUGUGAAUCACAGAGCAGCACUGAACCAAACAAGAGACCUCGUUUUAAUGAUUCAGAUGUGAAAAAGACGAACAACAAGACUGAAGGAUACAGUGUGACCGGACAGAUGUCAAAGAACCAGAGAAGAAACGCUCACUGGAGGAACAGAGGACAAGAAAACCAGAACGGCCAGUGGGAGCCCUACAACAGAUUCUGUGGUAGACCUGGACGAUCAAAAGGUGGAAAAGGAAGAACUCGGUACUGAGCACUGACCAUGUUACGCAGGAG